GCCGCCGCCCAAUUUCUCCGAUCCCACGACGCUAAUUUCAGCAGCCGGCCGCCCAACUCCGGCGCCGAGCACAUCGCAUACAACUACCAGGAUCUCGCGUUCGCGCCCUACGGUGCGCGGUGGCGCAUGCUGAGGCGUCUGUGCGCCGUGCAUCUGUUUUCGGCUAAAGUGAUGGAGGAUUUUCGGCACGUGCGGGGAGGGGAGGUGGAGAGACUCGUGCGGGGGAUAGCCGAGAAGGGAGGAGGGGCAGUGGGUGUCGGCGCGGCGGUGAACGCUUGUGCGACUGAUGCGCUGACACGUGUGGUGGUGGGGCGGCGGGUGUUUGGUGAUGGAAAGGAGGAGAAGGAAGGGGCGGAGGAGUUUAAGGAGAUGGUGGUGGAGCUUAUGCAGCUCGCCGGUGUUUUCAAUAUAGGGGAUUUUGUGCCCUGCUUGGCUUGGCUUGAUUUACAGGGGGUGGUGAGGAAGAUGAAGAAGUUGCAUGGAAGAUUUGAUAAAUUUUUCGAUGGAAUAAUUGCAGAGCACAGAGAAGCAAUAGAGAACGGCGAAGUCAAUGGUGGAGGCAGUGAUAUGCUUAGCAUACUCAUCAGGAUGAAAGAAGAAGGUGAUGGGGAAGGAUUCAAGCUUACAGAUACAGACAUCAAGGCUCUCCUACUGAAUCUAUUCGCAGCAGGAACGGACACCACAUCAAGCACAGUAGAAUGGGCUUUAGCCGAGCUAAUAAGACACCCAAAGAUCCUAAAAAGAGCCCAAAACGAGCUCGACUCAGUCAUCGGACUCAACCGACUCGCCACCGAGUCGGACCUCCCCCACCUCCCUUACCUCCAAUCGAUUGUCAAGGAAACCUUCCGCCUACAUCCCUCAACCCCCCUCUCUCUUCCACGUGUCGCUUCAACCGACUGCGAGAUCGAUAACUACCUCAUUCCGAAGGGCUCCACUCUUCUCGUCAAUAUUUGGGCCAUUGGGCGGGACGAAUCCACGUGGGCCGAUGGGCCGUUGGAGUUCAAGCCCGAGAGGUUUCUACCCGGCGGGCUUCAUGAGGGAGUCGAUGUUAAGGGGAAUGAUUUUGGGCUGAUACCGUUCGGGGCUGGGAGGAGAAUUUGUGUGGGAUUGAGUUUGGGGCUGAGAAUGGUGCAGUUCAUGACGGCGACGUUGGUUCAUGCUUUUGAUUGGGAUUUGGUUGAUGGACUGAGUGGGGAGAAGCUGGAUAUGGAAGAGGCGUAUGGGCUCACUCUUCGUCGUGCCGUGCCGCUUGUGGCUAGGCCCACGGUUAGGCUGGCCCUAAGCGCUUAUCACAAUGAUGUUUAGGCCCUUUUUUUUUUUUUGCCUUAGACCUUCUUUUUGGUUCUUGCUAGUGAGCAAUUAAGUCAGCUUGAUGUCAUAAAUUUAUGCAAUGGGUGAAUAUUACUAGGAUAAAUAAAU
Molecule: messenger RNA, 1419 nt
Organism: Phalaenopsis equestris
Lineage: Eukaryota; Viridiplantae; Streptophyta; Magnoliopsida; Asparagales; Orchidaceae
Product: flavonoid 3'-monooxygenase-like
Molecular function (GO): heme binding; iron ion binding; monooxygenase activity
Source: RefSeq, a predicted model, not a curated record